Molecule: messenger RNA, 774 nt
Organism: Wyeomyia smithii (pitcher-plant mosquito)
Lineage: Eukaryota; Metazoa; Arthropoda; Insecta; Diptera; Culicidae
Product: serine protease SP24D-like
Exons: 2
Coding region: 15-758 (247 amino acids)
Biological process (GO): proteolysis
Molecular function (GO): serine-type endopeptidase activity
Source: RefSeq, a predicted model, not a curated record
AUCAUCAAUACACCAUGAAGAACCUCAUUGUGUCAUCGGUAAUAUUUUGGCUAGCCACAACCACAAAUGUGGACGCCUCUCGCAUAGUGGGCGGGCACUUCGCCGAGCCGAAUCAACUCCCCCACCAGGUUGGAUUGCUUCUUCGCGAGAAACUGCACUGCGGCGGAUCAGUGGUCGGAACAUAUUGGGUACUUACGGCGGCUCAUUGUCUGUUGGAGUACGGAAAACCGCAUCAGGUGCAAUCGUUGACGGUCGUAGCCGGAGUGUUGGACGUCAGUGAUUCUGGCGACAGUGGCCAGCGUUUGAUGGUGAAAAAACUAUGGCCGCACGAAGGCUUUGGGAAUGCAUUCAACGAUAUUGGAUUGGUCGAAACCGUGGAAAACUUUGUGUUUGGAGCUAAUGUUAAACCGAUCGCAUUGAGAAAAAGUUGGAUUCCGGACGGAACGGAUAUGGUGGUCUCGGGCUGGGGUAGGACCGAUGCAGGUGAACCCACCAGUAAGCGUUUGCAGUACACGAGGGUGAGAUCGAUUCCGUUGAAGGAGUGCACCGAUUGGGUUGGAAUCACGUACCACGGAAUUAUCUGCGCGGUUGCUAGUGAAGCUGGCCCUCAUGGGCCGUGUAACGGAGAUUCUGGUGGACCAGCUGUAGUUAACAAUGAACUGGUUGGAGUCGUCAAUUGGGUGCACGUCACUUGUGGAAACGAUCCCUCGGUUUUGCUAACGUCACAAACUUCGUGCAAUGGGUCGAAGAACAUGUGAAUCCUUGAUGGUGAAA